Messenger RNA from Microdochium trichocladiopsis, 1380 nucleotides. RefSeq names its product GH26 endo-beta-1,4-mannanase. Gene Ontology annotation, molecular function: mannan endo-1,4-beta-mannosidase activity; carbohydrate binding. The transcript has 5 exons. The coding region runs from base 1 to 1380 and encodes 459 amino acids. Gene Ontology annotation, biological process: substituted mannan metabolic process. Lineage: Eukaryota; Fungi; Ascomycota; Sordariomycetes; Xylariales; Microdochiaceae. The record is from RefSeq and is a predicted model, not a curated record.
AUGUGCGCCCUUGCAUCACGGAUAGCUGGCACAUUUGCGCAAAGCACGACGUUGAAGUUUGAAGCGGAGAAUGGCGUCCUUUCGGGCACCACCGUUGACUCGGUCCAGUCAGGAUACUCCGGCUCGGGAUACGUGACUGGUUUCGACACGGCCGGCGAUAAGAUUACCUUCAACGUAGCGAUUGAUGCGACAGCUUUGUACGACAUCGGUAUCCACUACGCGGGAAUUUAUGGCGAAAAGAAGACUACUUUGGUUCUAAAUUCUGGCUCUUCGAACGAAAUCUCGUUGCCGGCGACCAGUACCUGGGCGACCGCGUCUGGCGGCCAGUUGCUGCUGACAGCUGGUGACAACGUGCUCGAAAUUAUCUCGAAUUGGGGUUGGUAUCUCGUUGACUACAUCACACUCACCCCAGCAGAGGGCCGACCGCCCCACCAGAUCACCACGGAGCUCGUUAACGACGAGUCAGGCCCGACUGCCUACAAGCUCUACAAUUACCUUAUUUCCCUGUAUGGAAAGAAGAUAUUGUCUGGGCAGCAAGACCUCAAGUGGGCGAACUGGAUAAACGACACUAUUGGCAAGACCCCUGCCCUUCUUUCAGUUGAUUUGAUGGACUACAGCCCGUCCCGCGUAGAGCGUCAAGGGGAUAUCUCAACUGCCGUUGAGGACGCCAUCGCCCAUCACGAGAAGGGGGGUAUUGUCUCCGUUUUGUGGCAUUGGAACGCGCCCAUUGGUCUGUACGACACGAGCGAGAAUCCUUGGUGGUCUGGCUUUUACACGCGGGCAACCGACUUCGAUGUUGCCGAAGCCCUCGCAAACCCGAGCAGUGCAAACUACACACUUCUCCUUCGGGACAUUGAUGCUAUCGCCAUUCAGCUGAAACGUCUCGAGGCCGCUGGUGUGUCGGUUCUCUUUCGGCCUCUGCACGAAGCAGAAGGUGGCUGGUUUUGGUGGGGAGCCGAAGGGCCCGACGCCGCAAAGGCGCUCUGGGGUCUCGUAUUCGACCGACUUGGCGAGUAUCAUGGCCUGAGCAACCUGAUCUGGGUGUGGAACUCAAUCGCUGAGGACUGGUAUCCGGGUGACGACUUGGUUGACAUUGUGAGCGCAGAUGUGUACGCUCAGGGACAUGGCGUGAUGUCAACCCAGUACCAACAGCUCCUGAAACUCGGCAACGACACAAAGCUCAUCGCAGCUGCCGAGGUAGGAUCCGCUCCGAUGCCAGACAUGCUGCAAGCAUAUGGCGCCGACUGGUUGUGGUUUUGUGUCUGGGGCGAUUCCUACAUCAACAACGAUGAUUGGAACUCAAUUGAAGUGCUUAAAGAGAUAUACAACAGUGAAUACGUCCUCACGCUCGAUGAAAUUCAAGGAUGGGCUACGUCAUGA